AUGCUCGCUACACGUGUCGCUCCCAGCGCCGUUUUCCUGCGAGGGGCAGCCGUGAAGUCCUCCGCUCGCCCCGUGCGCGUUGCCGGUCGCGGACCAGUCACCACCCAGGCAUUUUUCGGUGGCUUCGGCGGCGGCGUCCCCAAGGCGAACGGUCAGCCCAUGAUUUGCAUCGACUGCGGCUACAUCUAUCGUGGAGACUUCGACGCACUCCCCAGGGACUACAAGUGCCCCCAGUGCAAUGUUGGGAAGAACCGCUUCAAGGUGGUGGAGCAGGCGGGAUCCUCGUACGCCAACCUCGCCGCGCAGAAGAAGGCGAACAAGGCUGCCGCUGCCAAAGCCAAGAAGGGCAAGGGCCCCAGCCCCCGCGAGUUGGCCAAGCAGAAGUUGCUCGAGGCUCAGGAAGAGAAGGACAGGAAGAAGGGCGGUGGAUUCUUCGGCCGUUGAUAA
Micromonas commoda is the source of this 447-nucleotide messenger RNA. RefSeq lists its product with no specific name. NCBI's taxonomy places the organism in Eukaryota, Viridiplantae, Chlorophyta, Mamiellophyceae, Mamiellales, Mamiellaceae. The coding region runs from base 1 to 444 and encodes 147 amino acids. Gene Ontology annotation, molecular function: iron ion binding. The transcript has a single exon. The record is from RefSeq and is a predicted model, not a curated record.